Messenger RNA from Struthio camelus australis, 1472 nucleotides. NCBI's taxonomy places the organism in Eukaryota, Metazoa, Chordata, Aves, Struthioniformes, Struthionidae. The record is from RefSeq and is a predicted model, not a curated record.
AUGGCAAGGGGAAACAAGUGUCUCUGGAGGUUUUAUUCUGUGCCAGUAGGCGAAUCCCUCUUCACAGGGGUCAAGAAAAACUACCGAUUAUGUUGGCGUCGUUUUCGCAACGUGCGAGUUGUGCACUCCGCUACGGGCUUUGAUACGCUUUGCGCAGAAGCAAGGCUGACAGUUGUGAAAACACUGGAAGAGUUUGACUUUGGCCAUGCUGAAAAAUGUGUGAGGAUAAAUUCUGUGUCCAGCGGUUUGGCAGAGCAAGACCUAGAGGUGCUUUUGCAGUCCAGGACCCUUCCUUCAAGCAUGAUGCUGCCAAAGGUUGAAAAUGUUGAAGAAAUAAGAUGGUUUGCAGACAAAUUCUCACAUCACUUACAAGGCCGAACACUUGUAGAACCAAUGAAUUUUAUCCCUUUUGUGGAAACUGCACGGGGGCUGCUCAGUUUUAAGGCUGUCUGCGAAGAAGCAUUGAGAGCAGGCUCCCAAGUUGGCUUUCAUUUGGACGCAGUCGUCUUUGGAGGCGAGGAUUUCCGUGCCAGCAUAGGUGCAACAAGCAGUAAGGAAACUCAUGAUAUUCUGUAUGCCAGGCAAAAAAUUAUAGUUACAGCCAAGGCUUUUGGCCUGCAAGCUAUAGACCUUGUUUACAUCGAUUUCCGGGAUGAAGAUGGGCUCCGCAAGCAAUCAAGAGAAGGUGCCUCAAUGGGAUUCACUGGUAAGCAGGUGAUUCACCCUAACCAAAUUGCUGUUGUCCAGGAACAGUUCUCUCCAAGCCCUGAAAAAAUAAAGUGGGCGCAAGAACUGAUUUCUGCUUUUGAAGAACAUCAGCGAUUAGGAAAGGGAGCCUUUACUUUCCAUGGGAGUAUGAUAGACAUGCCAUUACUGAAGCAGGCACAGAACAUUGUUACGCUUGCCACAGCCAUCAAGAAAAAAUGAUCUGGUAAAUGAAGCUCUCACCAUGUGGUCACAGUAGCUGUUUUAAAAGAUGACUAUACUUGGGGGAAAAAAAUUAAAUACGUGAGGCUUAAGCCAAAAUUCAUUUACAUUUUGCAGAUCUGUCAUAAUUACUUGCCGGAAUUGCUAAUUACUAAAAACUAUUCGAGAUUGAAAGCACUGCUUACUCCUGUACGGCCCAUGUACUCGUAGCCUGCAAUGAAGUCACCUCACUGACUGUGUGACAUCAUGAUAACUACUACAAAUGCAGGAUUAUGACUUCACUAAAGUCAUAAAUAAAUGCAAAAUGCAAGCUGUGAGCUCUGUUAAAAUAACAACUGAAAAUCGGGUCAAAUCGCUUCUAUUUUUAUCUAUGCUUCUUGCUGCGCUUGUGUAGAAGCCCCACCAGAAAGGGCAAAGUCUUGAAUAAUUAUCCACCGGUUGAAAUAAUUGCGAAGAAAAUCAUUAUCCGGUGCGGACUUCUCUUCCCCUCUCCCCCGUAAAUGUGCAACAGCCAUUAAAAAUAUUGCUCCAACAAUGCAAGACUC